AUGGCAUCCAGGAACCAGAACAGGCCUCCGCCCGCGCUGCCUCGCAGCCCCUCACGUGUAAUAGUUGCUUACUCCCAGUCGGCUCCUCUGCUCUCGGGGCUUGCUUUCUUUGACAGCUCUCGUUUUGAGUGAUUGUUCCUUCGCUGGCUUUUCCCCCUUCAAUUUUGAAUGGAAUUUUCGUGUGCAGAAGAAGGAGAACGUUGAUGAGGGGCGAAUGGACAAGAGGAGGAGGAUCGUCGGUAAAAUGGCGACCCCCGUGAUCAACAAUCUACGUCCGCGUACUGUGCUUGCCGCCGUUAAUUCCGGGGCCAAUGUGGUGCCCCAUCCGGCGGCAGGGGACUCUGCAUGCCCCGACGGAGGGAGCGCCGGAGUUGGAUUGGAGUUCACCUCCAGGGAGGAUGUCGAGCGUCUGCUGAACGAGAAAAUGAAGGGCAAAAACAAGACCGACAAGGUAAGCCCUUUUGCUCGCGAGUUGGUUAUUUAAGAGAGUUUAACCUAUAGUAUAGUUCAUCUCCUUGCUUGUCCUCUGUACCUAUUUGUUUCCCUCUGCGCUGUACAGGCUAAAUGUGAACAGAUGAUGGAGUACAUCAAAAAGCUUAGAGCUUGCAUCAAGUGGUUUGAAGAUCGAGAAGAUCGGCUUCAGGAGGAACAGCUUAAGCUCCAGAGCACGAUAGAAUCCGCGGAGAAACAAUGUGCAGAUCUCGGUAAUAUCUUUACAUUUCUCUAAAAAAAUAAAAUAAAAUUGGCCAGAUGGCAAACCAUACGUAAAACACGAUGGUCGUGUUGGUCGGAGUUGCGUCUAAGAUUUGUGAUAUCACAUUCAUUUCUGGCAAUAAUUUUGUUUAUUUUUAAAUUGUUAAAAUUUGGCGAAUGAUUAUUUUUUUUUCCCGAUGGCAUCUCAUUUCAUCAGCGGCUCAGAUGAAAGAGAGAGAAGAACAACUGACAGUGGAGCUUGAUAACAUGAAGCAGAUUAAUGCUUCUUUACGGGAGAGUUUGGAGAAGGAAGAAGCAGAUAAAUUGGUGCGUAUCAUACCUUUCCUCGGCCUGGGACGCAUCUUUGCCUUUUCAUCUAUAGUAAUUUAUUUAAGCAUGCAGUUCGCAAUUGAUAGUCAUAAUAAAGAAGUGGAGCUGAGGAGUAGCGUAGAGAAAUCAAGAGAUGCCUUAUCAGAAGAGCUUAGGAAAGCACAAGUAGAGGCAUUGAAUGCUGAACAACAGGUCGGUCAGAUGGUUUGUUUGAGGUUCUUAUCGCUUAUCUUGGCUUUCGCCAUUUCCAUAUGGUUGAAAUAUAAUCCAAUUUUGUUUAUACCAGAUAAAGACACUUCAGGAUAUCAAUAAAAGGCUUCAGGAGUAUAACACAAGCUUGCAACAGUACAACAGCAAGCUUCAAAACGAUGCCGCUUCUAAUAGUGAAACCAUAACAAAAUUGCAAAAAGAGAAGACAACAAUGACCGAGGCAUUGAGCGGUUCGAGGGCCCACUGCAGCUUGCUCCAAGAACAGUUAGCCUCCUCAAGGGUGAGUUACUAUGAUAUUGCUAUAUCAGUGUGAAGCGGAUUCUAGUUAAAUAUUUUUUAUAAAUACAUUCUAUCCUCUAUUACACUCGAGCUUCAGGUUCUGGCUCGUGUUUUAGAGAAAUCUCACUGUUAUCAGAAAAUGGCUGUACUUUUUUGAUGUGUAAGAGAGUUUGUGGAUAUGGGAUAUUCCAUUUGCUGUUCAGGAUCAUGCUUCUUGCCAUUAGUGUAUGAUAAUAACAGGUGUGUUCGAUGACUGAUUUCGCGAACUCAUAUGUUUCCAUUUGUUCAUAUUGCAUCGUUUCUUUUUAUGAACAUUGGGUUGUGCAACACUUGGGGGAAGGGUGAUGGGGACAUUCCGAAUCUAUCAGUGAGGGAAUAAGCCAGGAAUUACGUAAAAACAUCAUCCAUUCGGCUGCCAUUGUGGAGAAAAUUAUGGACUAGCUACGUGUAUCGUUGACCAAACUCAUCUGCAGCAGUGAGGGCCCGCCCACCCUCCAGUUCAAUGUAGAUCUCUCUAAAUUUUGCACAAAUGACGACUGCUUCGUUAAUCAGCUGCCUAAAAGUUAAUUUUAUUUGUUUCUCAGCAUUGUCUUCUUCAUUUCUUGCCACUGAAAACUAUGUGUGCAAAAUUCCAUGCCCUUGGACUUUUAUUAUUAUUUUAAAUAAAUUUAAAUAUCAUAUUUUUAAGCCCUAUAUUUCCCUCCUUCAGCUUUUGUGACUAUUGGCUGUCCUGCUGUUACGUUUUGUAAAUAUGGACUGUUUCAUCAAAGCUAUCGUGCCACCUACAUGAAUAAAAUAUUGGCUACAAAAAGCAAAUGUUACGCAUUUAUCUGGCAACGCUCACAACAUCUAUUCAUACUUUGUUGAGCUUGUUUUGAUCAGGCUUCUCAGCAAGAUGCUGUGCGAGAGAAAGAAGAGUUGAAGAGUAAUGUGGAGCAGCUUCGUGGAGAAGUAAGGCUGAUAAGAGAAGAUCGUGACUCGCAGUUGGCCCAUGUGCAAUCCUUGCAUUCCGAAUUGACGAAAUACAAAGAAUGUACAGGAAAAUCCUCCCUUGAAUUGGCCAAUUUAACAACCAGAAAUGAUACUCUUGAGGUAUGCUGUUGAUUCCCUAUGUAAUACGUAUGCUCGACCGAUAAUUGUACUGAUCUUGUUCGACAUCUUUUAUUUUAGUCUGCCUGCUCUUCUCAAAGGAGCCAGAUUCAAUUAUUACAAUGCCAGCUUGAAGCAGCAAAUGAGAAGUUACAGGUUAGAGGCAACUGUAUCAUUUAUAAAUUAUUCUAUGAUCCCAGAGUCUUAUUGGAUUCUCUCUAAUUAUUGACCGCACGCUUUUAAUUCGCGUUUUAAUCUUCACAUUGUUUUCUACGUUUAGUUGGCUGAUUCAACCGCAGUGGAGACCAUUGCGGAGUUUGAGAAGCAAAAAAGGAUUAUACGUGAGCUACAAGGUCGUCUUUCUGAUUCUGAACUGCAAAUACUUGAAGCUGAGAAGUUGCGAAAGAAGCUACAUAAUACUAUUUUGGUAACUUUUGUUUUCCACUUCUGGGUCGUCCAUUAAUGUUUCAGCGGGUAUGUUUGCUUGUUUUUACGAAGCCAAAACUUCUUCUGUAGGAACUGAAAGGCAAUAUCCGGGUAUUUUGCCGGGUGCGUCCUCUGCACCCUGAUGAUGAUGACAGUGGAUUAGAAACCAGUGUUGUUUCUUAUCCUUCAUCGCUUGAAUCCCUAGGCCGGGGCAUUGAUUUGACCCACAAUGGUACAUCACACUAUGCAUCUUUUUGCCGUUUUAAGUUGCUUUGACCGCUUUAUAUUUAUCUAGUUGCUCAAUUCGCUCCCCUGCUUUCAUCAAUAGGUCAAAAGUAUCCAUUCACAUUUGACAAAGUGUUUGACCAUGGAGCUAGCCAGGAGGAUGUGUUUGUGGAAAUUUCGCAGCUCGUUCAGAGCGCUCUUGACGGCUAUAAGGUUGUAAGAGUUUUUCUCACUCUAUGUUGUUGCUCCGAGAAGGAGAAGAAGAAGUUGACCUUUUUUUUCAUUUUAUUUAAAUUUUUAUACUACUCGUUGUUAUUCAUCCUCUUGAUUGAUUACGAUUACAGGUGUGCAUUUUCGCGUAUGGUCAGACUGGUUCUGGGAAGACGUAUACAAUGAUGGGGAAGACAGAGGAAUCAGAGCAGAAGGGGCUGAUACCUCGCUCGUUGGAACAGAUAUUUCAGAGCAGCCAAGUACUUUCAUCUCAGGGUUGGAGAUACAAGAUGCAGGUUUGACUCUACAACUCCCAUUUUGGAUAAAUUUCCCUUUUUGUCGCGUUGACCUGGGUUACAACCCUUUUUGGUUUUUCGGUGAUGAACAGGCGUCUAUGCUGGAAAUAUACAAUGAGACAAUCAGGGACUUGCUAUCAGCGAAUAGAUCCGCUGGACCUGACAUAAAUGCAAACCUUGGGAAGCAAUAUACGAUUAAACAUGAUCAGAAUGGCAAUACAGUUGUCUCCGACCUUACCGUUGUGGAUGUGUGCAGUAUCAAGGAGGUUUCUUAUCUCCUCAACAAGGCUGCGCAGAGCAGGUAUCCUUCUGAAAACUUCCUCGCUUGAAUCUAUUUUGUGAUAAACUGUCGUAUCCGUCUGAGUGAGCUUGGGAUGAUUCACCUUCACUCUCUAGCUGAUAUUUCACAUAAUUUUCCAUAAAUAGUGGUAAAUUUUCCAUAGCCCUUGAAGAAUACUUUGCACCUCCCAGGUUUCAUGUGAUAAUUUUUUCCAUCUGUAGACUUUCCCAUUUUGUUGGAAUUUCUCACGAGGGAACUUACCUCAUCCAAGUUGUCUGACACAUGGCGUUGACCAGAAAGAUCUGCCCGAUUCUUCAACUGUUCAUAGAACUCAGCUGAUCCUUCAUAAAUAGGACAAGUGGGACCAGUUCUUCGUUGAUGGAGUAUAAUACGGAUCCUAAUUUUUCCUCUUUCGAGUAAAGAUUUCUAUGAUUUGGUUGUUGUUGCAAAAAUCUAUGGUUUCCUCGAAGAACAUAUUGUUAGAGGGUUCACUGAUGAUUAGAGGGCUAAUUCUUCUGGAAUGAUCAGAGCACUGAUCAUUUUGCUGUGCAUUUUUUUUGGAAUGAUCUUUCUUGCGGAUCUCUGCACAUUUGUGAAUGGGCAGUCAUCUACGAGUUGCUCUGCGUUGACUUUUGAAUGAGCUUGACUUGCAGAAGAGAUGCAUAUUUUAUUUUGGGGAAUAUUGUCUUGAGGGUAUCGAUCACUUGGACGUUGACUUGUGGUAUUGAUUUCUGCUGCAGAUCUGUGGGUAAGACCCAUAUGAACGAGCAGUCGUCGAGAAGUCACUUCGUGUUCACCUUGCGAAUCUCCGGGGUCAACGAGGUGCGAAAUGUGUUCAUUGCAGUUCAUCGGUUUAGAUCGUAAAUCUGUAAUUAUUUGCUAAAAAAAGCCUGCUUUAUUACAGAGCACAGAGCAACAGGUACAAGGCGUGCUCAACCUUAUUGACCUCGCUGGGAGCGAGCGGCUGGCCAAGAGCGGCUCGACUGGGGACCGCCUGAAGGAGACCCAGGCAUGAUCAUGCAUCUCUCCCUCUCUCUCUAUCUUAUCCAGACAUGCAGGGUCUGCGCUGACUUUCCCUUACUGGGUUUUUGCCAUCUAAUCCCCAGGCGAUCAACAAGAGUCUAUCUGCACUGAGUGACGUGAUAUUUUCCAUUGCCAAGAAGGAAGAUCACGUCCCCUAUAGGAACUCCAAGUUGACCUACCUUCUCCAGGUAUGGUUUUCGUGAAUGGCCCUUUGACUUUGGUAAUUUAGUCGUUGACGGGUGAUUUAUUAUAGUUGACCUGCCUUGGGCUAUGGUUUUGACAUCGGAUUGGAAUAAUCUAUAUGGCAGCCCUGCCUUGGUGGCGACGCCAAGACGCUGAUGUUCGUCAAUAUCGCCCCCGAGUCGUCCUCCACGGGGGAGUCGAUCUGUUCGCUCCGUUUUGCGGCGAGGGUCAACGCCUGUGAGAUCGGCGUGCCCCGCCGUCAGACGCAGCAGCAGCAGCUGCCACGUGCGGCGGACUCCCGGCUGAGCUGCGGCUGA
This is a messenger RNA of Spirodela intermedia, 5561 nucleotides long. NCBI's taxonomy places the organism in Eukaryota, Viridiplantae, Streptophyta, Magnoliopsida, Alismatales, Araceae. The record is from the annotation of a GenBank genome assembly.